GUCGUGAACGCGGCGCAGGCAUCUCCGUGCUUUGACAAAUUGGGUUUUCUAUACUUGACAUUACAUUUGUUUUAAUCCACUAUCUGCACAGACAAAAAGUCCUAAAAUAAGGAGGAUAUUACACUGAAACAGGUAACAUUUGAAGAGGGCUCUGUUAAUUUGUCAGCGUGGCGUGAACAUGACUGAGGUAGCACAAAAUAUUGCUGAUGUCGCACACGACAUGACUGAUGUGGCACAUGAUAUGUGUGAUGAAGCACACAAAAUGAGUGAUAAAGAGAACAACGACAACAUGAACGAGUUGCAUGGCCAUGUGGCACACAAAGAGGACCAUGUGGAACACGACAAGCAUGAUUUGGCCCACAAAGACAAUGAGGCAUACAAAAAUAACGAUAUGUCCCAUGAUGAACAUGAUGAGGCACAAGAAAAGAAUGAGGCGCACAGCGACAAUGAGGAAGAAGUUCACACCGAAGAGGAUGAGGUUCGCACAGAGCCCGAGGAAGAGGAGGAGGAAGAAGAUGAGGCACACGACAGGAAUGAUGUGGAGCACAAAGAAAAUUAUACAGUUAAGGACAAGGCAAGGCAAAGUUCAAGAUCCAGGAAGGACAAGAACGAUGUGGCACAAAAUGGAGUGGCACAUGACAUGAACGAUGAGUCAGAGAAAGAAGAGAAGGACCAGUCACAGAACGUAUCUGAGGUGGCUCUGAAACAAAAGAGACUUCUGCGCUCCAAAAAGCCGGUGGCCAGGAGCUACGUGCCCCAGAUCGGUAAGGCUGACGUGAAGAACAAGUUUGAGGCCAUGCAGAAGGCCAGGGAGGAGCGCAACAGUAGGAGGAGCCUAGAGGAGCACCAGAAAAGGAAGGAGCAGUACGUCAAGGAGAGAGAAUACAACCGCAGGAAGCAACAGAUAAAAGAACUACUCGCCUCCAGUGAUGAGGAGGAGGAGGUGAAGCCGGCCAAGGUAGAGAAAUCCUACGUCCCCAAGAUCACAGGCAGUGUGAAGGGGAAGUUUGCUGAGAUGGAGAAGCAGAGACAAGAGGAGGAGAGGAAGCGGAUGGAGGAGGAGAGGAAGAAGCGUGCCGCCCAGGACAUCAUGGAGAAAGCGAAGAUGCAGAAGGAGCUGGCCAAGAAAGCCGCAGAGGAGGGAGAUGACACCAUCCUGGUCCGUGUGGUGCCGGCAAAGCUGUCACGACCUCCAGGCAGGAUCAAGAUGAACUUUGAGGACCUGGAGAAGAACCGCGAGGAAGAGCAGAAGAAGAGGACAGAGGAGGAGAAGAAGAAGCGCUACAACGAGAACAGGCUCUCCUUCCGCGAGGCCAAGCGGAGCUCGGUCGUCCAGGAUGAGGACGAGGAACAGCCCACAGAGAAGGAGCAGGUGACUCCUGGGAAGCUAAAAAUGACGUUUGAGGAGGCUGAGAAGGAGAGGCAGGAAUGCCUGAGAAAGCAGGCAGAGAGGGAGGCUAAACGACGUCUGCAGGACGAGAAGAAAGCCUUUGAGGAGGCCAAGCUGGAAAUGGGAGAAGAUGAGGAGGACUCACAAGGAGCUCAAGGCGAGAGAGACGUCAUCCAGCCUGGUAAACUGAGGUUGAGCUUCGGGGAGCUUGAGAAACAGAGGGUAGAGAAUGAACGCAAAGCAGCAGAGGUUGAAUACAAGAGACGAAUGGAAGAGGAGAGGAAGGCUUUCGCCGAGGCCAGGAAAAGCAUGAUAGUGGAUGACGAUGACGAGGUGUUGAUGGCCAUGCUGAACCUGGAGGGCAGCAAGCCAGGGAAGCUGUGUGUCAGCUUCGAGGACAAGGAGCGUCAGAGGAGAGAGGUGGAGGAGAAGAAAGCGGAGGAGGAGGCCAAGAGGAGGCUGGAGGAGGAGAAGAGGCUCUUCGCAGAAGCCCGCAAGAAUAUGGUGCUAGAUGAGGACGAGGAUGGAAUGGUCAAGAGCGACUCCCAGGAAGCAUUGCAACCUGGAAAACUGGAGAUGAACUUUGAAGAGCUGCUAAAGCAGAAGGAGGAAGCCGAUAGGAGGUGCAAAGUGGCGGCGCGCAAGAAGAAAAUGGAGCAGGAGAAACAGGAGUUUGAACAGCUCAGACAAGAGAUGGGAGAGGAUGUGGUGAAUGAGAGCUCUGAUACAGUAAGUAAGGAGUAUGAGGAGCUGAAGAAACUCAAGAGGACCGGCUCCAUCCAGGCCAAGAACCUCAAGUCCAAGUUUGAGAAGAUCAAGCAGUUGAAAGACGAGGAGGUCCAGAAGAAGAUUGAGGAUGUGAGAGCAAAGAGAAAGGCUGUAGAUGAGGAAAUCAAAGAGAGGGAAGAAGAGAGGAUCCAGGAGGAUGAUGAUGAAGGCAAAAAGGACACAGAGAAAGGGGCUGACGAGGCUCCGUUCAGACAGAAGGUGGACAUGCGCGCACGGUUUGAACAAAUGGCCAGAGCCAGAGAGGAGGAGGAGAAGAAGAGGGUGGACGAACAGAAGCUUCAGAGGAUGCAGUUCGAACAGCAAGAGAUUGACGCCGCUCUCCAAAAAAAAAGGGAAGAUGAGGAGGAGGAAGAGGGAAGCAUCAUCAAUAGCUCGGCAGCCUAUGAGGAUGAGGAGGACCACGCCAGGUCGGGGGCUCCGUGGUUUAAGAAGCCCCUGAAGAACCAAUCGGUGGUGGAUGCCGAGCCAGUGCGGUUCACGGUGAAGAUCACCGGGGAGCCCAAGCCGGAGGUGACCUGGUGGUUUGAGGGGGAGAUGCUCCAGGACUGUGAAGACUAUCAGUACAUAGAGAGAGGAGAGACAUUCUGCCUCUACCUGCCAGAGACCUUCCCAGAGGACGAGGGAGAGUACAUGUGCAAAGCUGUCAACAGCAGAGGCACCGCUGCCAGCACCUGCAUCCUAACGAUAGAAACUGAUGACUACUGAUGCUCUACUUUUUUCUGGAACUUUCCCUUGUCUCUCUCACUCCUUUUGUAAAACUUCAUCCCUCGUGGUAGGGCCAAAAAGAGGAGGAAACAGCAUUAUGCUCUCCAUUCCGUCUCGGGAUACACACAACAUGAAAAGUGCAAUAUCGUGUUGUUUACGUAUUGCUCAUCAUUCAUCAAUAAAGCUGCACUCCCUUUCAGUAUUACGUUUAGGAUGAAAUCUGUGCCAAAUCACAUAUUGAUCCCCUGAGUGAUUGCUGUCACGAAUGAUGUUCAGAUUGAUUUUGUGAUCAUAACAUCAUAUAUCAAGGCUGUUCAACUCUGAUCCUGGAGGGCUGAAACGCUUCUGGUUUUCAUCCUCUCCUUCUAAUCAGGGACUAAUUCAGACUUGGGACACCAGGUGAGUGCAAUUAACUACUAGGUAGAAGCAAAAAACUGAAAUGUUUUGGCAUUCCAGGACUGGAAUUGAAUAACACUGUCAUAAAGCAUAACAUCUUUGCAUCAGGGAAAGUCUCCCUUCAAAGGUAACAUUUCAGAAAGUUCCAUUUGAGAAUAUGGUGCAACCCAAUUUAAAGCCUAAUGAAAUACCUGUAAAAUAGACACAGCAGUAUGCAUUGCACAGUUAAUUUGCAGAAUUGGUUACUAAUAAAAUAAUGAUCUAAUUAGGAUUUUUUGUUUCUUUUCAUUUUUAAUAUUUGAAUAGUUAUCUGAAAGGUUUGGUUGUAAUGUACACUUAGAUUUUUCAUAUCCCAAAAGUAUUUUUCACAUUGAGUUAAAGUACAACUCUACAGGAAAUUGAUUAUAUAAUUGUCUUGGACACUGUUGUAUGGCUUGAAAUACAGUAUAGUGACAUGUUUGUGAUGUGUUUAUUUAAAGUUUUAAUAAAAAGUGCUAAAUACUA
This is a messenger RNA of Oncorhynchus kisutch (coho salmon), 3784 nucleotides long. RefSeq names its product nexilin-like. NCBI's taxonomy places the organism in Eukaryota, Metazoa, Chordata, Actinopteri, Salmoniformes, Salmonidae. The record is from RefSeq and is a predicted model, not a curated record. Bases 179 to 2884 code for a protein of 901 amino acids. The transcript has 14 exons. Gene Ontology annotation, biological process: mitochondrial fusion.